Messenger RNA from Penicillium malachiteum, 1068 nucleotides. RefSeq lists its product as uncharacterized. The transcript is spliced from 2 exons. The record is from RefSeq and is a predicted model, not a curated record. Gene Ontology annotation, molecular function: nucleic acid binding; exonuclease activity. Gene Ontology annotation, cellular component: nucleus. Gene Ontology annotation, biological process: ribosomal large subunit assembly; rRNA processing. The coding region runs from base 1 to 1068 and encodes 355 amino acids. Lineage: Eukaryota; Fungi; Ascomycota; Eurotiomycetes; Eurotiales; Aspergillaceae.
AUGUCUUCUGGUUUGACCGAAGGCGUAAUGGCCACUCAGACGGAGGACCUGGCCAAAAUCACUCUUGCCGCUGUCGCCGUGGACUCCUCGGCGGACAAGGAUGACAAGAAGGACAAGAAGGCAGAAGAGGCCAAAAAGGAUGUUCCUCCGCUCUCUGCGCCAGGAUGGAAGCUUGUACCUCUUGAGGAGGACAGAGACAACAUGGAGGCAAUGUGGGGCUUGGUGCUCCCACCGCGACACUGCAAGGAAGAGGGUGUUGGGCACUACCGCAAGAAAUGGGAAAUCCGGGAAGUCAAAGACUCGCGCCGGGGCUGCCGGAGCGAGCUCAACCAUGCGGAUUACAUCGAAUUUGUCCUCGACCCGCGGUUUGACACGCUGAUGCGUGAUCGUGAUAUUUUCCCGACACCCGAACUGGUCCACGAAGCUCGGUCAGCAGUUGUGCUGAAGUGUGAGACGGGCGUCAACCUCACCGGGGAGAACGAGUUGAUUCGCGUCACUGCGAUUGAUUAUUACAGUGGCGAAAUCUUGAUCGACGCCCUGGUGUGGCCUGAGCAGCCCAUGCUCCACUUCAACCCUCGGUUCUCGGGGAUUCAGCCUAAGAACAUGGAGGAAGAGCACAACGAAAGAAAGACCCUUCUUGGACGCGAAGGAGCACGAGAGGCACUUUGGAGGUUCGUUGGACCACAGACAUACCUGAUCAUGCACCAGGGCCAUAUCGAUAUGGGCCACCUCAGGUGGUACCAUGAUCGAAUGGUGGAUACCUGGGAGCUGCAGAAGCUAAUGUUGGGGGGUAGAGAGCCCCAAGAGUUCAAGAGCCUGGUAAAACGUCUCACUGGUCGACAGCUGCCGUACAAUCGAGGUUACUCUGCUACUUUGCAAGAGGUCAUGGCUACUCGUAACCUCUUGCACUGGCACGCUAAGAACCUUCCGAAGGAUCUAUGGACAACUUGGAGGAUCUUUUCUGCAGAAGAGUGCCAUUGGGCCAUGACUUAUGACGUUCUGCCUGGAGAUGCACAGAUGGAGGUCUGGUGGGAGAUUCUUCGAGCAAUGAGAAUCUUUGACGACUAA